AUGAACAACGUCCACUUCCCAGUUCAAGUCGUAGCCUUAUUUCGGCGCCUCGUCAAUGUCAUGGCUACCUUUUCACUAUCUGGCCAGUACCUCGUAUCGAAGGUCAGGGUCGAAGAUACCUCCAGUAACACACCUGAAGUUCCCACCACUCCCAAUGACUUUUGGUGGAACCCGCUGUCACCGAAUAAAUGGGACUGGCUUCGUGUAGGGUUAUUUGUAAAUAGUGUUCUGGAGCAACCAACCAAACCCCUGACUUCAACGCUCCCUCAUCGGACCUUGGAAGGCAAGUCACCUCGCCGAUGCUUCUUUAAAGACGAUACCAAAUCAUGGCCGCCAAAUCUAUCUCCUUCUGAUUCCAAAGUCCCAUCUGAGCCUCAUACCACUGCUCUUGACACAUUCACUCUCAAUUCCAAAUUGCCGCAGGGGAAAUUACCACCUCAAGAACCAUCCGAGGGUGAUUCCACUGAUACCAUCCAUCGUUUACUGCGAAAUCCAGCGCUGUAUGACCCUAUCAGAGCCCCUAGGUUUCCGAUUGUCCUCUGCCACGGGCUAUACGGGUUUGACGUGCGAGGUCCUGCUGCAUUUCCCAGUCUCCGAAUGCACUAUUGGGCCAACGUUCUCAACAUCCUCAAAAAGAAGGUCGGAGCAGAUGUUAUUGUCACAGCGGUACCCGGGACGGGUUCCAUAGCGUCGAGGGCAGAAAACCUUGAUCGAUUACUCCAGGAGAAGGCCAGAGGGCGAGGUGUCAAUUUCAUGGCUCAUUCCAUGGGAGGUCUCGAUUGCCGCCAUCUCAUUACACACGUGCAGCCAAGUGAAUAUACCCCAUUAUCGCUGACAACAAUCAGUACUCCCCAUAGAGGAAGCCCCUUUAUGGACUGGUGUGCGACAAAUAUCGGCCUCGGCAGACGACCCCAGGAAGAAAUGUUCAAGAAAACGACCGAGAUUCAAGAGCAGUCUAUGUCAGAAAAAGAGACAACCACUGAGAAGCGCGAGACUUCAUUCUCCUUGUCACUGGCUUCAUUGCCGUCUUCUUUCACAACGCUCUUGUUGUCCAUCCUGGACUCGCCAGCAUAUGCCAACUUGACAUCGUCCUACCUUAACAACGUAUUCAAUCCUGCCACCCCCAAUGAUCCACGUGUUAAGUACUUCAGCGUCACUGGACGUACUGCCGACAUGAGCAUCUGGCACCCGCUUUGUCUCCCAAAGAUGGUGCUUGAUGAGUUGGAACGAGAAGAAAAGGAACGCCUCAGACGCCAACACACCGACUCGGGGGAUAUACACGCGCCUCUGACAUGGGAGCAGGACGACCAGUGGGGAAAUGACGGCCUCGUGACCGUGCAGAGUGCAAGGUGGGGCGAAUUUCUCGGGACAAUGGAGGGUUGCGAUCACUGGGAGAUCAGAGGUGCACGGGGGCUGGAAUUCAAUGUCGACUUGUCGUCUGUGCCCUUGACGAGCAUAGCGGGUCGCGUCGGUGCAGAUGGGUGGGCAUUUGGCGACUGGUCGAAGUUUAUUCGGGCGUGGAAGAAGCAAGAGAAAGGGUCGUCUGGUGGGUAUGAGUUCGCUGGUGCUGGUGGAUCUUCGAUGUCGUCAUCGGACCCGAGAGUCUCUCGAGGGGCUAGGGAGGAGAUGCACAAGGAGGGCGAGAGUGACCCUGUUGUGAAAGCGUCAACGGAUAAGCUCUCCGCUGUGUUUGAUUGGAUCAUCGAUCAGGUCCCAUCGACGAACAAGUCUCCCCCUGGAGACACUUCACAGAAGCAGAAGGUCAAGAAGUCUGUCAAGCAUGAGCUAGCCUCUAAAUUGGAUCUGGAGAGAUUCUAUGUGGCAUUAUCUCGAAAGUUGUAUGACGAGGGGUUGUAA
Molecule: messenger RNA, 1857 nt
Organism: Suillus subaureus
Lineage: Eukaryota; Fungi; Basidiomycota; Agaricomycetes; Boletales; Suillaceae
Product: Alpha/Beta hydrolase protein
Exons: 5
Coding region: 1-1857 (618 amino acids)
Molecular function (GO): triacylglycerol lipase activity
Source: RefSeq, a predicted model, not a curated record